UCACAGAAAAAGUUAACUCCUGAACUUCGUAGCCAGAAAAAAUUCAGAUUUUAUAAAAUCACAAGGGAAACUCCAUUGAGUUGACAUGGCAUUUCGCCGUAGGAACAAGAGCUAUCCUUUCUUCAGCCAGGAAUUCUUAAUUCAAAACCAUGCCGACAUCGUUUUCAGUUUGGUGAUUUUCAUUUUGAUUGGAUUAAUGUUUGAGGCCACAGCGAAGACGGCCAUACUGUUCAUUCAGCCUCAGUACAAUAUCACUACUUUAUCACCAGAGGGUGAACUGACUACAUAUCACUACGGAUGGAAGGACGGUGCCACCAUCCUUUUCUAUUUCUUCAUUGCCAUCAUCCUCCACGCAGUAGUGCAGGAGUAUCUUCUUGAUAAAGUGAAUCGACGUCUUCACCUCUCGAAGAGCAAGAACACAAAAUUUAACGAGUCGGGUCAGCUGUGUGUGUUUCACCUGGUGUCGAGUGUGUGGAGUUUUUAUGUCCUCAUAACAGAAGGAUACCUACUGCAUCCCAGCAGCCUAUGGGAGAACUAUCCUCAUGUACAGCUCAGAUUUCAGGUGAAGUUUUUCUACCUCACUCAGCUGGCCUAUUGGCUCCAUGCCUUGCCGGAGCUCUACUUCCAGAAAGUACGCAAGGUCAGUUGGGAGGCCCUGGGAACCGAGGGAGUUCUGCAGAGCCACCAGAUAAGCUGUGUUUAUGCGUCUGCAUUUGGGAGCCUUGUGGAAUAUCUCUGUGUUGGACAAGGGGGGAAAGAAGACGACUCCUCAAGUUUGAGUCGUGUGGGUCUGGUACUCCUCUUUCUCCAGUAUGUCUCAGAGCUGGGCUUCCACAUUGCCAGACUUUUGUACUUUACCGAUGAGACCCAUCAAAAAAUGUUCGAUCUGUGGGCGGCGAGCUUUGUGUUCACACGGAUGGCCACGCUGACCCUGAUGUUCCUCUCCGUGGGGUUCGGCUUGGCUCGUGCUGAGAAUCAGGGGCUGGACUUGGACAUGGGCAAUUUCAACACUGUACUGAUAAGGAUGACAGUUCUACUGCUGGUCUGUUUGACUCAAUCUUGGCUACUCUGGAAGUUUAUCCGGUUCCAGCUGAGGCGCUGGAGGGAGUUCAGACACGAACAGGCUGUUCGCAAGAAGUCUGCCACAAAACAACCCCUGCGGCCACUAAAGAGGGACUCGCUCGGUCACCAAGAAAACGGCGUUCUCAAAGCUGAGAAUGGAGUCUCACCCCGGACAAAGAAACUCAAAUCCCCUUAAAUGUCACACUGACUGGCCUGACCCGUGGUCUUAGCCCUAGCCGAGGUUUCUCAUCAGCACGACAGCGAAGCUAGCGGCCACCUGCCCCCCAGCUUCUGACUGAGAAAGGCCCGCCAUGAUGCAGGGACUCAGUUGCUGCAGACUUAGGCUCGAAUGCUGGAAAAGGAAAUUCAAGGAAAUUCCUUGGGCUCAAAAGACAUUUACUCCUCUCAAUGUAUCAGUAUUUUUUUUGUUCUACACAGCCUGCAGAUGCGCACCAUUGUAUGCAGUGAUAUCAAAUGUUAAGCGGGCGCGGUGGCCGUGUUGAAUACGUGGAGGCUCAUCCUCAGACCUGCGUGCUGUUCUGGCUUACUAUUGAGCCAGAUUUGCUAUUUUUUUUUUUUUUUUCCCACUCUGGUCCACUGGAACAGAAAAGCAUUUCUGAUGAAAUGGUUUGACGUGAGCCAUCAGGCAAAAAACAAAAUGUAUAUUUGUCACUGGUCACUUAUCAAAUGUUCAUUAAGUACAUAUGUUGGAUAUUACCGCAUGCCAUUCCAUUUGUUUUUUUUUAAGUUUAGUUGAUUCCUUUAUUAAAUCAUACAACUUUCUGAAGCAA
Menidia menidia (Atlantic silverside) is the source of this 1853-nucleotide messenger RNA. The record is from the annotation of a GenBank genome assembly. Lineage: Eukaryota; Metazoa; Chordata; Actinopteri; Atheriniformes; Atherinopsidae.